Periophthalmus magnuspinnatus is the source of this 1200-nucleotide messenger RNA. RefSeq names its product eukaryotic translation initiation factor 2B, subunit 2 beta (gene eif2b2). Bases 100 to 1170 code for a protein of 356 amino acids. Gene Ontology annotation, biological process: translational initiation. Lineage: Eukaryota; Metazoa; Chordata; Actinopteri; Gobiiformes; Gobiidae. The transcript is spliced from 8 exons. The record is from RefSeq and is a predicted model, not a curated record. Gene Ontology annotation, cellular component: eukaryotic translation initiation factor 2B complex. Gene Ontology annotation, molecular function: translation initiation factor activity; guanyl-nucleotide exchange factor activity.
ACCCGGAAAUACUUUGGUGUCUAUCCUGUCUGUUGGAUUCACGUUGCAAACAGCAGUGCAACUGUGUUGAUCGCUGCGAUCAAGCAGCUUAAAUUAGAGAUGCCGGGUUCAGACAAAGAAACAGACCUUACAGAGCGAAUAGAGGCGUUUUUAUCCGAACUGAAGCGCGGUGGCAGCGGGACAGGACGUUUUCGUGGCUCGUCAGAGACGGCUCGAGAAACGACGGCUCUGCUUCGUCGAAUCACCGCCCAAGCCCGAUGGAGUAGCGCAGGUGACCUCAUGGAAAUAAUACGAAAAGAGGGAAGGCGAAUGACUGCCGCCCAACCCUCUGAGACCACUGUAGGGAACAUGGUCCGUCGUGUACUGAAGAUCAUCAGAGAGGAGUAUGCCAGGUCUCGAGGAAGCAGUGAAGAGACAGAUCAACAAGAAUCUCUUCAUAAACUGUUGACUUCAGGGGGGCUCAGUGAAGAAAACUUCAGACAGCACUUUGCUCCACUCAAAGCGAAUGUCAUUGAAGCAAUUAAUGAGUUGUUAACAGAAUUAGAGGGAACCACUGACAACAUUGCGAUGCAGGCCUUGGAACACAUUCACUCCAAUGAGGUCAUCAUGACAAUUGGACGCUCACGCACAGUUGAAGCCUUUCUCAAAGAUGCUGCACGAUGCAAACGCAAAUUCCAUGUAAUUGUAGCUGAAUGCGCACCGUUCUGCCAGGGACAUGAAAUGGCAACCAGUCUUUCAAAGGCUGGCAUUGAGACCACAGUAAUUGCAGAUGCUGGCAUAUUUGCUGUGAUGUCUCGUGUUAACAAGGUCAUCAUUGGGACACAAACUGUGCUGGCGAAUGGAGGCUUAAGGGCUGUCAAUGGGACUCAUACUCUCGCCCUUGCUGCAAAACAUCAUUCAACACCCCUUGUUGUGUGUGCUCCAAUGUUUAAACUUUCACCCCAGUUUCAGAAUGAAGAAGAUACCUUCCAUAAGUUUGUUUCUCCUCAAGAAGUGCUGCCCUUCACUGAAGGUGAAAUACUGUCAAAAGUGAAUGUACACUGCCCAGUCUUUGACUAUGUUCCCCCUGAGCUUAUUACCCUGUUUAUUUCAAAUAUCGGGGGCCAUGCACCGUCAUAUAUUUACCGUCUAAUGAGUGAACUUUACCAUCCGGAAGACCAUGAACUUUAACAACUGUAAAGCUAAAUAAAAUGUAUUAGA